Homalodisca vitripennis (glassy-winged sharpshooter) is the source of this 2761-nucleotide messenger RNA. RefSeq names its product E3 ubiquitin-protein ligase TM129. The record is from RefSeq and is a predicted model, not a curated record. Gene Ontology annotation, biological process: protein ubiquitination. Gene Ontology annotation, molecular function: ubiquitin protein ligase activity. The transcript has 6 exons. The coding region runs from base 172 to 1293 and encodes 373 amino acids. Lineage: Eukaryota; Metazoa; Arthropoda; Insecta; Hemiptera; Cicadellidae. Gene Ontology annotation, cellular component: endoplasmic reticulum; membrane.
CACUGUGACUGUAGUAGUAAUAAUAGUCAAAUAGUCCAGCUGUGGGAGUGGGAGGUGUUUGAUGUUUGGUAAAUAUUUCGGUUUGUUUUGUGAUCUUUUGGUAGGUGGACUUAUAAAAUGAGAAGUAACAAAAUUUUCCAAUAAACAGAUCUGUGCUGUUAGUUAGGAACGAUGGAUGAAAAUAUCGCAAUGUUUACAUUGUCAUAUAUUUUGAUGUGUUCUUGUUUGGUUUUUCGGACAGUUUUUACAAGUUUUCUAAGUGUUGAAAACUUAUGUAGUGCAAUCCUUGGAGAUGAAAUGGACAAUUUCGUAAUGUAUCACAUUAAGCGGACAUGUUGUACAUUGUUUAUACAUUCAUCACUACUUUUAGUUUACAGACUUGGAGUAUCAUGGAUAGCCAACUACCCUCUUGUGGAUGAUGGUUUGACUAUUUUCAAUAUCAUAGGCAUAUUGGGCAUUGUUAUGCAAACAUCAGCAUGUAUUAUAAUUUACUACUGGUGGAGCCACAAUUGGAAGACUCAUCCAAUUUCACAAAAUUUGAUGGCGCUUGGUGAAAAUGAGAGCCAUUAUUUGAAUUUGGGUUGGCACCUCAAUAUUGACAUACGCAGCCCACGGAAGGAGGUAUUCAGAUGCAGCUCUCUAGUGGAUGUAGUGGUGACGGAAAAGUGGAUCGUGAAAGUGAGUCCUUACAGUUUGGACUUGGCACAACAGCAAGAUGCUAUACUGACUGUCGUCACAACAGACACUCAUGCAAUGGCAGCCACAGGCACGGGCAUUGCUCAGUUCCUCAAUAUCAAAGUUAACUGUACUCCUCACAGAGAAAAUUACACCUUCUAUAUAAGGAUAAAUGUUUUAGACUUCAAAGACUUACAAGAAAUACUACGCAAGCGUGUGAUAAUCCCUCGAAAUGUAACUUUCUACCGAAGCAUUGCAGACCAGUUUUUGGACGUAUUCAAAGAGCAUGUUAACCAGAAUCCAUAUUAUCUUCCUGUCGAGGAAAUUGAACCAUGUGUUGGGUGUUAUACAAAUCCAGCUAAUGUAAAACUAGUGAAAAACUGCUUCGAUGAUGUAAAUGACCCUUGUGGAAACUGCAACUGCAAACCAAUGUGGUGUGUGAGCUGUAUGGGGCAAUGGUUUUACUCCAGACAAGACGAAGGACAUCCAGAAAGUUGGCUAUCUUCUAAAUGUACCUGCCCGUUAUGCCGCAGCGUCUUCUGUAUCUUGGACAUCAGUCUCUUAGAUGAUGUACCAAAUGGCAAUCAAGGCUUCCACUUUGUAAAUCGUUUGGAUUAGCAAAAAACUAUAUUUUUCUUUAGUAUUUGAAAAAGGAAACUUUGAGAAUAUGUAUUUGUCAAUGGGACCUGCUUUUUUUAAUGCUCCCCAAAGAAAGAACAUUUUGCUACUCAAAAUGUUUAAAUGGCAAUCUCCCUUUGUGAUCCAUUAUGGAAAAUGGAGUAAUAAACCAAACAUUAUGAUGGAAGCAAGAUGUCUUUACCUUUACUCUUUUCCUCUAAAUUUACCAUAAAAAUUAGGUUACAUUUACAAAAAUGUUUAAUUCUUGAACAUUCUGAUAAAGGAAAAAUAUAAGUUAAUGGUUCUCAGUAAUGUAAACUCUCUUUAGCAAAAUGCAGGAUCACUCUUCAUUAAAAAUUGUAAUCUCUUACCAAAGACAUGAUUUUCAAACACAUUUUUCACUGAUAAUUUACCUCGGUACAAAUGUUUAAAUGUCACUUGUGAAUUUUUAUAGCCUUUUAGAUUAAAAUGAUGACUUUCAAUAUUUAGUAAAAAUAUCAAUCUUCUGGUAUGUACCAAAAUACUCUGAAUUUUAUUAUCUUUUUGAUAAUGUAACACUAAAAGAUGGUAUCCUUAUGAGAAAUUCAAUUCAUAGGAGCAUCUGUCCUUUGGGGGGGGGGGGUCCUUCCUUAAGUUUUUACAUACAUAAAAUAUCUCAAGGUUUCUUUUUCCAUGUUCCACUGUUGUUUAUUCAAUUAGCGAUAAGGUAAGCAAACUUGAGCUCACUUUGUGUACUGAGUCACAAAACUAUGAGUGAGAAAAUCCUCUUAUUUUGCUUUAAGUUUCGUUCUUAAUUCGUAUUAUGGUUUUUUUUUUUCAUUUUAAGUAUCCCAAUAUAUAGACAAAAAAGUCUGUAAUCUUUUUAAUAGAAAGGAGAGCUAUGUUUAUUUUCACAGUUGUUAGUUAUGAGUUAAAUAUUCAUUUAAAAUUUACUUGUUUAUAAGUUGAUUGAAUGUCACAUUUGUCCUAGAAAAUAAUCUAAAUUUGUGUAAAUCAAGGCUAGUGAUAAUAUUUAUUGCAAACAUUAAUUUUUUGUGAAGGACUGGAGGUUUUGCCUCAAAGAUAGUAUAAUAGAUGAAACAGAGAUGGUUCAGAAUGUUUAUUAACAAACUUAAUUUUAUGUUGGGUAACAAAAUAACUUUUUAAUGUUAUGAAAUGUUUACAAUCUUUGAGUGUAACGGUGAAAGAAAUCCACAUAAUUUUAGCGAUUGUUGAACAAACUAUGUUUUUAACAAAAUAACUAUAUUAAUUUUAAAAUCUUUUUAAAAUGGCUCUUAACAGUUUGUUCUUAUUUAUGAAAUAGUCAGUUCCCAUUAUUGUAAGCAAUCUUUUAAAUACAUUCAUUAGUUUAAAUGAUUUGUAUUUGCCAUUUUUAUAAAAAGAAGUGUUUGUUGAUACCAAUGAAGUUAAUGUUCAAGCCAAUAAAUGUUUGUUAUAGCUUUAAAAUAAAUCUAAUUUUGUUAUGAAA